AUGUGUCCAAUUGACAUCUCUACUCUUUGCUUUCAGAGAAGAAACCUUUUCCAUGAAACAAUGAUGAAUCUUGAAAUGGUGUUUAUGUUUUUGAUAAAGAUUCUUGGCUAUGGCAGUUUUGCCAAUGCCUGCCAUUCCCCAGAUUCCUACCAUGCGAACCUCAUUGGUCGUAAAGGACAUGUCCAAGGGAUGUUCGAUUUGGUCCAUGUCAGCUUCCAUACCAACCAUAUCCCCGAGUCUGGUGGCGACCCUAAGGAGAGGAGGAAAUGGUGUCCGAAGGAGGAUAAAAUCCUUAUUGGUGCUUGGCUUAACACUAGUAAGGAUGCUGUCGUAAGUAAUGACCAGAGGGCUGGUGCAUUCUGGAAGCGCAUUGCCGACUACUACAACGCAAGUCCGCAAUUGGCUGGGACAAUACCGAGAGAGGUUUGUUCCUGCAAGAAGCUUUGGGGUAGGAUCAACGCUGACGUAUCCAAGUUUGCUGGAUGCUAUGACGCCGCUCUGAGGGAGCAGAGGAGUGGCCAAAAUGAUGAUGAUGUGAUGAAAGCCGCCAUAGACAUUUUCUUCAAAACUAACGACAACAAGUUCAGCAUGGAUCACUGCUGGAGGGAGCUGAGACAUGACCAGAAAUGGUGCUCCACCUAUGGGCCUAAAGAAUGUGGAAAGGAAAAGCGCAAAGGAGACGUGGAGGCUGAUGGAGGAGAUGAAGCAGAGGGCAGACCUAUUGGGGUCAAGGCUGCUAAAGCUGCAUCUAAGAAGAAGAAGAGUGGUAAAGAAGAGUCUUUGGCAAAGAUACACGCAAUCAUAGAAAUCAAAGAAAAGCUGUCUAAACAGAAGAUCCUUGAACGUCUUCUUGGCAAAAAAGAGCCACUCACUGAGAUGGAAACAUCUCUUCAACUCAAACUCAUGGCUGAGAUGUUAUGA
Molecule: messenger RNA, 921 nt
Organism: Brassica oleracea var. oleracea
Lineage: Eukaryota; Viridiplantae; Streptophyta; Magnoliopsida; Brassicales; Brassicaceae
Product: glutathione S-transferase T3-like
Exons: 2
Coding region: 1-921 (306 amino acids)
Source: RefSeq, a predicted model, not a curated record